This is a messenger RNA of Suncus etruscus (white-toothed pygmy shrew), 6179 nucleotides long. RefSeq names its product growth regulating estrogen receptor binding 1 (gene GREB1). The record is from RefSeq and is a predicted model, not a curated record. Bases 185 to 6019 code for a protein of 1944 amino acids. Gene Ontology annotation, biological process: multicellular organism development. The transcript is spliced from 32 exons. Lineage: Eukaryota; Metazoa; Chordata; Mammalia; Eulipotyphla; Soricidae.
AACUGCUCUCAAUCCACUCUGCAGAGCUGAGGACCUGCCAUUGAUUGGAACCCACAAUUGAUUAGAACCCACAAUCAAUCUUUCUGCCCUCCUCCUAGCAGGUUUACCUUCCACCUUUGGGCCUUCUCUUUAACUGCCUCUGAAAUGCUGUUUUAAACAGCAGACCCCGUUGCCUCUUUGGAAGAUGGGGAACUCCUAUGCUGGACAGCUGAAGACGACACGCUUUGAAGAGGUUCUGCACAACUCCAUCGAGGCUUCCCUUCGCUCCAACAGCCUAGUGCCAAGGCCCGUCUUCUCCCAGCUGUACCUGGAAGCCGAGCAGCAGCUGUCGGCCCUGGAAGGUGGCAGUCGAGUGGACAAUGAUGAAGAGGGAGAAGAGGGAGAAGGGGGCCUGGGAGCAAACUGCGCUGCCAACUCCUACCAGAUGCACCCAGCUCCAGAGGGGUGCUGCACCACAGAUGGAUUCUGCCAGGCAGGCAAGGACCUGCGUCUUGUCUCCAUUUCCAAUGAGCCCAUCGACGUCCCCGCAGGCUUUCUCCUGGUGGGGGCCAAGGCCCCCAGCCUGCCCGACCAUCUGCUAGUAUGCGCCGUUGACAAGAGGUUCUUGCCGGAUGACAGUGGCCACAAUGCUCUGCUUGGCUUCUCUGGGAAUUGUGUUGGCUGUGGGAAGAAAGGCUUCUGCUACUUCACCGAGUUCUCCAACCACAUUAAUCUGAAGCUCACCACUCAGCCCAAGAAGCAAAAACAUCUAAAGUAUUACCUCGUCCGCAAUGCACAGGGAGUGCUCACGCAAGGGCCUCUCAUUUGUUGGAAAGGCUCAGAGUUCAGAAGCCGGCAGGCCUCCAGCAGUGCAUGCCCCAGCAACCUCUUCCCACCCCUGGAAAGCCCAGGGCCUCUGACUGCCUUCUCCAGCGAACCCACCGCUGGACUGAACCCCAGCAUCUCAAUGGGAGCCCAGGCAGCAGGCCCAGCCUCUGAUCACCCCUCACUGAUAGCAGCCAUGGGCUCAACUGUCUUCAAUGGCCGCGAUUCCCCAAAGCAUCAGCAGCUGCUGAAGAACCAUCUGUCGGCCCUGCCACGGCCCUCGGCCUUAGGUAUUUCACCCACCUCUGGACCCCCCAAAAAACGCCACAAAGGGUGGUCUCCAGAAUCUCCAUCAGCUACAGACGGUGGCUACCGCCAAGGGAGCGGGAACCGAGCUGAGUAUGAGAGCACAGGCAUGCCCUGCAUGCCCCAGGUUGGCCUGGCAGGACCAGCCUCUGUCACUUUCCCAGUGGUGGCCUCCGGAGAACCAGUGUCUGUCCCUGAAAAUUUGCUGAAAAUCUGCAAGGCGAAACCAGUAAUCUUCAAAGGCCAUGGAAACUUCCCUUACCUCUGUGGGAACCUCAAUGAUGUGGUGGUGAGUCCCUUGCUGUACACAUGUUACCAGAACUCACAAUCCAUCUCCCGUGCAUAUGAGCAGUGUGGCGCCUCUUCUAUCCAGCCCAUCUCGGAGGAGAUGCAGCUCCUUCUCACUGUCUACUACUUGGUGCAGCUGGCGGCUGACCAGGUGCCGCUGAUGGAGGACCUGGAGCAGAUCUUCCUGCGCUCGUGGCGCGAGUCGCACCUGACCGAGAUCCGGCAGUACCAGCAGGCGCCCCCGCAGCCCUUCCCGCCCACUCCCAGCGCUGUGACACCUGUCACCUCCGCGCAGCUGCCCUGGCUGGCCGGCCUGGCUGCCAGCUCCUGCAAUGACAGCGUGUACAUCAUCGAGUGCACCUACUCCCUGUCUGAGGGCCUCUCGGAGAUGUUCCGGCUGCUGGUCGAGGGCAAGCUGGCCAAGACCAACUACGUGGUGAUCAUCUGCGCCUGCCGCAACGCUGCCAUCGACUCCUGCAUCGCCGUCACCGGAAAAUACCAAGCCCGGAUUCUUUCUGAAAGCCUUCUCAGCCCCGCGGAGUACCAGAAAGAAGUCAGUUACGAGCUGGUCACCGGCAAAGUAGACUCCCUGGGUGCCUUUUUCAGCACACUCUGUCCAGAGGGUGACAUUGACAACUUACUGGACAAAUUUCAGCAGGAAAAUCAAGGCCAUAUUUCUUCCUCACUUACCUCUUGUGUCACCAAGCCAGCAACUGUGGAUGCCAGUGGGGCCCCAACCUGCACAAGUUACGGUCUGGAGCCGCACUGCCUGCGGCCCUUCCAGCUGGCCGUGGCUCAGAAGCUCCUCUCCCACGUGUGUUCCAUUGCGGAUUCUAGUACCCAGAAUCUGGACUUAGGAUCCUUCGAGAAGGUGGACUUCCUGAUUUGUAUUCCACCCUCAGAAGUAACCUACCAGCAGACCCUGUUUCACGUCUGGCAUUCAGGGGUUUUGCUGGAGCUUGGCCUGGAAAAGGAGCACAUGACCAAGCAGAGGGUCGAACAGUAUGUUUUGAAAUUAGACGCAGAGGCGCAGACAAAAUUCAAGUCCUUUCUGCAAAACUCCUUUCAAAAUCCGCACACGCUCUUUGUCCUAAUCCACGACCAUGCCCACUGGGAUCUUGUGAGCAGCACAGUCCAUAACCUCUACUCCCAAAGUGACCCAUCGGUGGGAUUGGUGGACAGGCUGCUCAACUGCAGGGAGGUGAAGGAAGCCCCCAACAUCGUCACCCUUCACGUCACCUCUUUUCCCUAUGCGCUGCAGACACAGCACACCCUCAUCAGUCCCUACAACGAGAUCCACUGGCCUGCCCCCUACAGUAAUGGAGUGGACUUAUAUCCUGAGAACAAGAAGUACUUCGGGCUGUCUGAGUUCAUCGACUCCACCCUCUCAGGGCACAGCCUCCCCCUGCUGCGAUAUGACAGCUCUUUUGAGGCCAUGGUCACAGCGCUGGGAAAGAGAUUCCCCCGCCUGCACAGUGCAGUGAUCAGGACCUUUGUCCUUGUACAACACUAUGCGGCUGCCAUGAUGGCUGUGAGCGGCCUCUCGCAGAUGAAGAAUUAUACAUCAGUGGAGACGCUGGAGAUCACCCAGAACCUCAUCAACUCCCCAAAGCAGUGUCCCUGUGGCCAUGGGCUCAUGGUGCUGCUGCGGGUCCCUUGCUCGCCACUGGCGGCUGUGGCCUAUGAGCGGCUGGCCCAUGUGCGUGCUCGACUGGCGCUGGAGGAACACUUUGAGAUCAUCCUGGGCAACCCCAGCUCGGGCAUCACUGUGGGGAAGCACUUUGUGAAGCAGCUCAAGAUGUGGCAGAAAAUUGAGGAUGCAGAGUGGAGACCUCAGACUUACUUGGAGUUGGAAGGCCUGCCUUGCAUCCUAAUCUUCAGUGGGAUGGACCCACAAGGAGAAUCCUUACCAAGGUCUCUGCGGUACUGUGACCUGCGUCUGAUUAAUUCCUCCUGCUUGGUGCGGACUGCUCUGGAGCAGGAGCUUGGCCUGGCUGCCUACUUUGUGAGCAAUGAGGUGCCUGUGGAGAAGGGCACACGGGGUGAAGCUUUGGAGAGCGACGCGGAGAAGCUGAGCAGCACUGACAAUGAGGAUGAGGAGCUGGUGACAGAAGGCUCCACCUCAGAGAAGAAGAGUCCCGUGAAGAGGGAAAGGUCCUGCUCCCAUGACUCAGCUUCUUCAUCCCACUCCUCCAAAGCAUCCAGCUCAGCACUCUGCAGUCAGUCCUCUGCUCAGCCUCAGGGGGAGCAGGCCAAGUCCCCGACAUCCUGCGGCCCUUCAGAGGAAUCCAGAGCCACUGGUGAGAGGCAGAGGCUUCGAGUGAGCCAGGGGACGCCAGCCAUCAGUAGGCACAACCCUGGAAUGGGCCCCCAGCCUGACUCCAGUCUCAAGCUCAGCCAGAAGAGUGUUCAGCUGUCCGUCCCACCACCAGUCCAGCUCUCUUCCUCAGGCUCAUCAUCUUCACCCAUGGGACCCACUGCUGGUUCGCUCAUGCUACAGGCCCCACAGUGCUCCUUGACCAAGGCCUGCCAGCAGCCACCCAUUGUCUUCCUGCCCAAGCUAGUGUAUGACAUGGUCACAGCCACUGACAGCAGCGGCCUGCCCAAGGCAGCCUCGCUCCUGCCCUCCCACUCAGUCAUGUGGGCCAGCUCCUUCCGCCCUCUACUCAGUAAGACCAUGACAUCCACGGAGCAGUCUCUCUACUAUCGACAGUGGACGGUGCCCCGGCCCAGCCACAUGGACUACAGCAACCGAGCGGAGGGCCGUGUGGACAGUUUCCACCCACGCAGGCUGCUGCUCAGCGGGCCCCCUCAGAUCGGGAAGACAGGUGCCUAUCUGCAGUUCCUCAGCAUUUUGUCCCGAAUGCUCAUUCGGCUGACAGAAGUGGAUGUUUACGAUGAAGAAGAGAUCAAUAUCAAUCUCCGAGAAGAGGCAGAGUGGCAUUCUUCCCCACUCAAUGACCCCUGGCCAGACCUGGAACUAUUCAAGAAGAUGCCUUUUGACUACAUUAUUCAUGACCCCAAGUAUGAGGAUGCCAGUCUGAUUUGUUCUCACCAUCAGAGCAUCAAGAGUGAAGACAGAGGGCCAUCUCGGAAACCAGAGGAGCUAUAUGUACGGCGCCAGACAGCCCGGAUGCGGCUGUCCAAGUAUGCAGCCUAUAAUACGUACCAUCACUGUGAGCAGUGCCACCAGUACAUGGGGUUUCACCCCCGUUACCAGCUCUAUGAGUCCACCCUGCACGCCUUUGCCUUCUCUUACUCCAUGCUAGGAGAGGAAAUCCAACUCCACUUCAUCAUCCCCAAGUCCAAGGAGCAUCACUUUGUCUUCAGUCAACCUGGAGGACAGUUGGAGAGCAUGCGUCUUCCCCUUGUCACAGACAAGAACCAUGAGUAUAUAAAAAGCCCAACAUUCACACCCACCACGGGUCGCCAUGAACAUGGGCUCUUCAAUCUCUAUCAUGCUAUGGACGGGGCCAGCCAUCUGCACGUGUUGGUUGUCAAGGAGUAUGAGAUGGCCAUCUACAAGAAGUAUUGGCCAAACCACAUCAUGCUGGUGCUUCCCAGCAUCUUCAACAGUGCAGGCGUUGGAGCCGCCCACUUCCUGAUCAAGGAGCUGUCCUACCACAACCUGGAGCUUGAGCGCAAUCGGCAGGAAGAACUGGGCAUCAAGCCUCAAGAUAUCUGGCCUUUCAUUGUGAUUUCCGAUGACUCCUGUGUGAUGUGGAAUGUGGUGGAUGUGGACUGUGGUAGGGAGAGAGGCAGGGAGUUCUCCUGGUCAGAAAGGAAUGUGUCCUUGAAGCAUAUCAUGCAACACAUUGAGGCGUCCCCCAACAUCACCCACUAUGCUCUGAUUGGCCUGCGGAAAUGGUCCAGCAAGACCGGGAACCACGCAGUGCGUGAGCCCUUCUCCCGCUGCCAUGUUCAUGACUUUGUUGUCCUGAAUGUGGACCUGACCCAGAAUGUGCAGUACAAUCAGAAUCGAUUUCUAUGUGACGACGUGGAUUUCAACUUGCGGGUGCACAGCGCUGGCCUGCUCCUCUGCCGUUUCAACCGCUUCAGCGUGAUGAAGAAGCAGAUUGCGGUGGGAGGCCACCGGUCUUUCCAUAUCACCUCCAAGGUGUCUGACAGCCCCGCAGUCACCAUGCCAUCCCAGUACAUCUGCGCACCCGACAGCAAACACACCUUCCUGGCAGCCCCUGCACAGCUCCUGCUCGAGAAGUUUCUGCAGCACCACAGUCAUCGCUUCUUCCCACUUUCCAUCAAGAACCAUGGCCACCCUGUGCUUUCCGUGGACUGCUACUUAAAUCUGGGCUCCCAGAUUUCUGUGUGUUAUGUGAGCUCCAGGCCUCACUCUUUAAACAUCAGCUGUUCUGACUUCAUGUUCAGUGGCCUCCUGUUGUACCUCUGUGACUCUUUUGUGGGAGCUAGUUUUUUGAAAAAGUUUCACUUUCUGAAAGGUGCCACCUUGUGCGUCAUCUGCCAGGACCGAAACUCACUCCGCCAGACGGUUGUCCGCCUGGAGCUGGAAGAUGAAUGGCAGUUCCGACUGCGAGAUGAGUUCCAGACAGCCAACGCUAAGGAAGACCGGCCACUCUUCUUUCUGACUGGACGACACAUCUGAGGGAGAAGCCAACACUUUUCUGGAUUAGUGUAUCCUCCUAAACCUCAUGCUGCUGAGGCUCAAGGAAGAAAAAAAUCACAGAACCAAGGAGAGUCUGAACUGAAAGCGCCUAAGACUGUUGCUCAGCCUCCUCAAGUGCCCGGAGAGAUGGUAGAAAUGG